AUGCCGGUGUAUACGAACUUUCUAGUAUUGGUUGGUUUCUGGCACGCUUCGGCAGACUGGAUUUAUCGACUCUCUGGCUGGGAGGUAUCUUCGGUCAUCACCUUGAAGCGACUCCACCAGUGGGCCGAUGCGCAACUUGUCGCCAUGAAAGACAGCGAAAAAGCACCCAGCAUCUCCUUCCUCAGAAUCAUGGCCGGAGGAAGAAUGUCAGAGCAAUCAGCACUAUCCGAAGCCAAGGAAAUGCUUGGGCCGGGUACCGAUACGAACUCUGCUACGCUAGCUCAUAUCCUCUACGCCUUAUCCUUCAAUGAAGCCUUGCAAGCAGAUCUAGUCCGAGACUUGGAGGCAGCCGGGUGGCCGACUGAUACGUCCGCGCUAGAGGCUAUACCGAGACUAGUGGCCGCCGUCAAGGAGGGUAUAAGAUGGACUGGGGCGACAGCUGCUAUGCUUCCACGGAUCUUUCCGCGAGGUGGCUAUCGACUUGCAGGGAAUCGACUUGCAGGGAAUCGCCUUCCCGGUGGGAUCAUGAUCGCCAGCUCCCCGAUCAGGUACCUCCGCAACGAGGUAGCAGUCCCAGAUCCCGAGCGCUACAGAUCCGAACGGUGGCUUACCCAUGAGAAGAACGAUGCUACCUUGCUGCGCGAUGACUACUAUAUCCCUUUUUGCAAGGGGGCUCCCACAUGUAUCGGCAACCAUUUUGCGUAUCUGGAGCUUUUCCUGUCGGUGUCGCAAGUGCUGAAGCGGUAUUCCCUCCACCCCCGGGAGCCAUCGACAGUUACUGUGCGAGAUCAUGAAGCUGUUCUUCCCGCUCGGGAGGAGUGGGUCGCUGCUGUUCCUGUUCGUCGGCUGGAGGUUGUCUCAGGCGAGCGACGAUAG
Aspergillus homomorphus CBS 101889 is the source of this 876-nucleotide messenger RNA. Its product is annotated as cytochrome P450. Bases 1 to 876 code for a protein of 291 amino acids. Lineage: Eukaryota; Fungi; Ascomycota; Eurotiomycetes; Eurotiales; Aspergillaceae. The transcript has 5 exons. Gene Ontology annotation, molecular function: iron ion binding; oxidoreductase activity, acting on paired donors, with incorporation or reduction of molecular oxygen; monooxygenase activity. The record is from RefSeq and is a predicted model, not a curated record.